GUCUUUUGAUAUCGGACUACUUACGCGAACUCUAUAAACUGCAUUCUAGUGGCCAGGCAUCAAAUUUAUGAAGCAAAAUGGCAAAGAAAAGAUCUAAAGUGAAGUCGGCAAAACCGGCUCUUGCCGUCGAGUCACCUGCGACUGUGAAUAAAACACCAAGCGUUGACACGAUCAACACAGAAGAAGCCAUUGCGGCAGCUUUGAGUUCAGUUGCUCAGCCAGUCCUAAUGAAAGUUUGUAGACUCUGCGAGACAAAAGAUGGCCCAUUUCUUAACAUCUUCGACCCCGAAACGUUAACUGCUAAGAAAACCCAAGACCUGAUGCCAUUUGUGAUUGCUGAAUAUGAUGACCUUCCACAUAAAAUAUGCUUCCGUUGUUCAGCCAAAGUGGAGGAGCUACAUGAAUUUGUACAAAAAUGCAUUAAAACUCAAGAAAAUUUGCGUAAAGCUUUAGGGAGAUCUGGUCCAAAAACUCAAACCAGUAAACUAUGGGAGGAAAAAUUGCAUAAAUCUAAUAUUUCAAAUGAUGCAAUAUGUGAUGCUUUGAUUAAAAAAGCCAUGGCAGGAAUUGAGGACAUGCCUUUAAAAUCGUUGCCACUAGAUGAAACGCAAAACAAAAGUAAAAAAUCAAUUUCUGCUCAGAAUGACGAGGAAGAUGAUGAAUCAGAUUUACCACUUAACAGAGUUAAACGAGAAAUUAAUAAUACCAUUGGAUUAAGGUCAACUAGACAAGAGCAGUUAGAAAUUAAAAACGAUAAACCUGUUGGAAACCAACCCUUAGAUUCACUAAAAAACAAAAGGGUGACACGUGAAUCUGAAUCCUUGAAUAACCAAAUUUCGCCAAUAGAAGUUCAAUCUGACGAUGACGAGCCAUUACAGACAAGAAACAGUAUUAAAAAGAGUAAGCUAACAGCUACUCAAAAUAAACCACACGUUGAAGCUAAGAAAAUUGUUACCAGUAGCGAAGAUGAUUCUGAUAACAAUUUAAAAGUUAAACAACCAGAACAAAUUAACCAGGAAGUCGUGAAAAGUGCUCCCUCAAAAGACAAAGAAUUUGAUAUUAUGGAACACAUUAGCAUGAUAAAAGUGAAUGGCGUUGGUGUUCUUUUUCAGUGCAAAUUAUGUAAUAGAAACUUCCUUAAGAAGGAAGUCGUGAUUUCUCAUGCUUGUGCGAAAACCGGUGUACCUAAAAUUGAUUUUACCACUCAUUUGGCUCCGAUUCUAGAACCGCCUAAAGUAACCACUGUUAAAUAUAUUAAUACGAGGAUCGAUGGCGACCGAAAACCAGCACAACCUACAACAGUUGUCCCGCCUGCAGCAUCAAUCCCUAAACCGAUCCAACCAUCCGCACCUGAAGGUAAAUCUAAGCCUAAAAUAGGUCCCGCGAGCAAAGUUAAACGCCCUGUUGUUGGAAUGGUUGUUACACCGAGAGAGCCGAGUCCUCCAGCACCUCAACCAACUUCUGUUACGGCCAUGCCUGCCGUUGAAUUCCCUGCCGCUCCGAAUUUGAAGAGCAGGUAUAAAUUAGUGCCAGGGCCAAACAAUACUUUUACACUUAUGGAAGACGUUGAUCGCGACAUUCCUGUUCCCCGUGUUGUACAAAAACCAGGGACACCCAUAGACAACAGGCCAAAGCUAACACCAAUAAAACCUAGUGAAGUUCCACAACAGGUUGUUAAAAAUGUUCUAAAUCAUCAUUUCCAAUCUCAAGUAAUUAAUUUAGACGAUGCUGAAGAAAUAACUCCUCAUGUUUCCGGAGUGCCUCCAUAUCCAGUAGGAUUGUUCUCAACAGUUUCGCACAAUCCCAAUAUCUUACCCCCUCCCGUAAUCUCACAACCAGCCCCAUUUACCACACCGGCAAUGAAAAAGCAAUCGUAUACUAUAGUGAAAACCGGUAAUCCGAGUAAACUUUUGAUAUCUACUAAGGCCCAGCCGCCAGUUGAAGAACCUCCUAAAAAGAAGCCAAGAAAAACGAAGUUAGUACCAAAUACAGGUCAACCUACGCCGCCUCUUAAUGCAUCGUCUGAUGAUUCCACUCGGUCAAAGGAUAACUUUUUUACGUUCAUAAAUGUAGACCCUUUACUUCAGCCAUCUUACGUUCUACCUACAAACAACAUUAUUCAAGAAUCACAAAUUUCUACUUCCACGCCGCAAACUAACGCGUCGAAAGCAGAUGCAAAUGUUUAUUCCUGUAACAUGUGUCCAGAAAAAUUCUCAAGAGAGAAAAAAUUGCUAUCGCAUAUCCAAUCUCAUUACUCUAAAAUGGAUGAAGAAGACCAACAGAGAGAGAAAACCGGAAAAAGGCGAGGGAGAAGUUCAACUACAAAUAAGUAGUACUCGAUAAUUUUAUAGUACGCACGGUACG
Cydia amplana is the source of this 2364-nucleotide messenger RNA. Its product is annotated as proteoglycan 4-like. Gene Ontology annotation, cellular component: nucleus. NCBI's taxonomy places the organism in Eukaryota, Metazoa, Arthropoda, Insecta, Lepidoptera, Tortricidae. Bases 78 to 2333 code for a protein of 751 amino acids. The record is from RefSeq and is a predicted model, not a curated record. Gene Ontology annotation, molecular function: zinc ion binding. The transcript is spliced from 2 exons.